Messenger RNA from Lonchura striata (white-rumped munia), 855 nucleotides. The record is from RefSeq and is a predicted model, not a curated record. Lineage: Eukaryota; Metazoa; Chordata; Aves; Passeriformes; Estrildidae.
AUGGGCAGUUCUGGGGACAACCGGGGCCUUUGCCUGCAGGCGGCCCCGGCCCCCUGCGCCGAGCGGCCUCCGGGCAGCGGCUGCCCCGGGCUGUCCUCGGCCGCCGCCAAGGCGCCGCAAGCCUCGGCCAUGAAGAGGAGCGACCCGCACCACCCCCAGCACCGGCACCGCGACGGCGGCGAGAGCGGCGGCGCCGCGGCCGAGGCGCUGGUGAGCCCCGACGGCACCGUCAGCGAGGCGCCGCGCACCGUCAAGAAGGUGACGCUGGGUGCCCUUGCACCCCAUUUCUGCACCCCCAGCAUGGACGGGUUCCGGCUGGUGAAGCUCAAUGAAGUCAUCAGGCAGGUGGACAUCGUCAUCACCUGCACAGGCAACAAGAACGUGGUGACCAGGGAACAUCUGGACAGGAUGAAGAACAGCUGCAUUGUCUGCAACAUGGGGCACUCCAACACCGAGAUCGACGUGGCCAGCCUGCGCACGCCCGAGCUCACCUGGGAGCGCGUCAGGUCCCAGGUGGAUCACGUCAUCUGGCCCGACGGCAAGAGGAUCGUGCUGCUGGCAGAGGGCCGCCUGCUGAACCUGAGCUGCUCCACCGUGCCCACCUUCGUCCUGUCCAUCACGGCCACCACCCAGGCCCUGGCUCUGAUAGAGCUGUACAACGCUCCCGAGGGCCGCUACAAGCAGGACGUGUACUUGCUGCCUAAAAAAAUGGACGAGUACGUGGCCAGCCUGCACCUGCCCACGUUCGACGCGCACCUGACGGAGCUGACGGACGAGCAGGCCAAGUACCUGGGGCUCAACAAGAACGGACCUUUCAAACCCAACUACUACAGCCCCAAAUUCCUUCAUGGCUGA